AGGAAAGGCUCCUCGCCAGAGUUUUAGAAGUGCUGUACUUGUUCCCUUGCUAUUUGGUUAGUGAUCGUUCUACUCCGUUUUUUGCAUCCACGGACUCCAGCUGUCCUAAAGCCUCUCGAUUUUAAAUUUCCAUAAGAGUCGGGGAGAAAGAGAGGCGGCUGCUAACUGGAAUUUUGUAAAAAAAAAAAAAAAUGUUUCGAAAUCUCGUCACUUCGUCUCUGUUUAAGCACCCCUGCAAAUCGACGGGCGCCUUGGCAACAUUUCAUCGCUUGUCUGGUGCUCUAAAACAACAGCUUGCCAUAAAUGAUUUGCCAGCAGACUGCCCACAACUGCCACCUUGUGAAUUCACACCUGAAGAGUAUAAGUUUCUUUCGGAGCAACAGAUGAUGGAGAUCAGAAAACGUUAUUGUGGCCCUACAACUAUGGUUAAUACAUAUUACAAGAAACCUGUGGCCAUACGUCAGGGAUUCAUGCAGUGGUUGUGGGACCUCAAUGGAAAACGCUAUCUUGAUUUCUUUUCUGGAGUAGCCACUGUCAGUGUUGGACAUUGCCAUCCGAGAGUUAACGCAGCUGCAAAGAAACAGAUGGAACGACUGUGGCAUACAACAAAUAUCUAUCUCCACAAUCCACUUCAUGAAUACUGUGAAAAACUUGCAGCACUUUUUCCAGAACCACUAAAGUCUGUUUACUUGACAAACAGUGGCUCUGAGGCUAAUGACCUGGCCAUGCUUCUAGCAAGACUUUAUACUGGGAACUUUGACAUCAUCACCUUCAGAGGUGCAUACCAUGGAGGAAGUCCACACUCUGUAGGUUUGACAAGAGUGGGAAGCUAUAGGUUCCCUGUUGCCACUGGAUUAGGCUGCCAUCAGACAAUGUGUCCAGAUGUUUACAGUGGGAUCUGGGGAGGAAGUCACUGUCGAGAUUGUCUUAUUCAAGCUGACCGCAAAUGCAGUUGCACUUCAGGUUCUUGCCAUGCAAAGGACAUGUAUCUAGAACAGCUGAAAGACACCCUGGAUACCAGCAUGUCAAAGAGUGUUGCUGGAUUUUUUGCAGAACCUAUACAGGGAGUUGGAGGUGUUGUGCAGUACCCAAAAGGAUAUUUAAAAGAAGCUUUCAAAAUGAUCAGAGAAAGAGGGGGAGUGUGCAUUGCAGAUGAGGUUCAGACUGGAUUUGGUCGAACAGGUAAAGACAUUUGGGCUUUUAAAGCUCAUGACGUGGUCCCUGACAUUGUUACCAUGGCAAAGGGCAUUGCAAAUGGCUUUCCAAUGGGAGCUGUGAUAACUUCCAGAGACAUUGCUGACACGUUAACUAGAGCUUUACAUUUUAAUACAUUUGGUGGAAAUCCGAUUGGUUGUGCAGCUGGCUCAGCAGUGAUUGAUGCCCUUUUAGAGGAUAAGCUAGCACAAAACAGCACAGAAGUUGGGGCGUAUUUGCUGACGGGACUUGCAAAACUGCAAAGCAAAUUUGAGAUUAUUGGAGAUGUCCGUGGUAAGGGACUGCUAAUUGGAGUUGAAAUGGUGAAAGAUAAGGUUACCCGAAAACCUCUGCCAGAUGUUGAAAUGAACCAGAUCUUUGAAGAUUGCAAGGACAUGGGUCUUCUGCUUGGAAAAGGAGGGGUCCAUGGACAGACAUUCCGGAUGAAGCCUCCACUUUGUGUUACCAAAGCAGAUGCAGAUUUUGCUCUUGCGGUCUUUGAGCUGGCAUUAAAAAGUCACGAGAAGAGACAAUAAGAGUUUAUCAGUUUGACAUAUAAGAACAUUCAUUACUGUGGGUGAAAAUUUAUGUUUGUGUGAUUAAAUUAAAUUAGCCCCUGAUGACACAAAAAAUCAUCUCUUUGUAAAUGCUGAACUAGUCACUUUGCUCUCCCUAUAACGUUUUGUAUUUUGUUAAACAAAUAAACUAAUGAUACAUUGUAACACAAAAGCAGUACAUAUUUAAAGAGAGUAAGGAUAUAGCCAGCAAUAUUAAAAAUGCAAUUUUUUAAAAAUUUCUUAAGGAUUUACAUCAGUGAUUCCCAAACUCGAUCCUGGGGACCCACUGUGGAUGCAGGUUUUUGUUCCGAUCAGAUUCACAAUUGAUGAUAAUAAUCGAUAAGAACUGAUCUCAUUUAAUUAGCUGGUCUUUUUUACUCUUCCCGUUUAUUCUGCAUUCAGAAAAACACAAUAUGGUU
Molecule: messenger RNA, 2170 nt
Organism: Polypterus senegalus (gray bichir)
Lineage: Eukaryota; Metazoa; Chordata; Cladistia; Polypteriformes; Polypteridae
Gene: agxt2
Product: alanine--glyoxylate aminotransferase 2
Exons: 14
Coding region: 192-1730 (512 amino acids)
Biological process (GO): glyoxylate catabolic process
Cellular component (GO): mitochondrion
Molecular function (GO): pyridoxal phosphate binding; L-alanine:glyoxylate transaminase activity
Source: RefSeq, a predicted model, not a curated record